UAUAAAAGCGCCAUUUUAUAAUUUUGAAUUUAUUUUACCAUAUGGGUCUUCUUCAUCCCAAUCCAACGCUUCUCCCUCUCCCCCUUCGAUCCCGAACCUAAACCGAAACCCAAACCAAAACCCUAACCAGUCGUAACAAACCUCACUACAAAUACAAACCUCAACCAUUCUUCCCAAACCCUCUUGAAAUUCCCAAUCCCGAGUCCAUUCCUCCACCCUCCUCUCUCUCGCCGCAAACAACCAUGCCCGAAGCACGUGACCGCCGCGUCACACCGCUCGAAGUGGCCGACAUUUUCACUCCCCUUGGAUCCUCCAUCUUUCAAGACUCCAACCCGCUCACUCUCCCAGCUGCCCCAUCAUUCACCGGCGGACCAGAUCUGUUCGUUGCUCAACGAACUCCCAUCGGCCGUGGAGUUUCACGUGCGCGUCCUCACCACGCUCCGGGCAUCCAAAACACUCCACCAGUCACCAAUCACCGUGGUAGAACUCGUGGUAGUUCAUCGCGUAGUGUUCUUCCUUCUUGGUAUCCGAGAACUCCGCUUCGCGAUAUCACUGCCGUUGUUCGAGCGAUUGAGAGAAGGAGGGGUAGAAUCGGAAAUGAGGAAUUUCAGCAAACUGGAACGACACCGUUUUCUGCGACUCCGUUGAUGGUUUUCUCCGAUCCUUCUUCGUUUUCUGCUUCUGGUUCACGUGCCUCCAAGAAUUCUCCAAACUCAUGCGCGAAAUUGAGAACACCUCAUGGUAGCAAAGUUUCGAAGAUUCUAAUCGACGUUAUGAAACUUCCUCAAGGAGACGGAGAAUCAGAGUUUCUUACUCCUGAGAAGAAGCUUCUGAAAUCUAUCGAUAAAGUUGAGAUGGAAGUGAAACAAGAAUUGAUGAAACUGAAACGAACACCCAGUGCAAAGAAAGCCGAAAGAGAGAAACGAGUUCGCACAUUGAUGUCCAUGAGGUGAAUUGAAUUAAAUUGCGGAAAAUAGUUUUGAUUUGAUAUUAGAGGCAGUGUUCCAAGAGGAAAUUUUAUGCGACAUCAUCUUCUGAUGAUAUAUUUGAUCAAUUGUUUCUGCAGAGGAUUUGGUAGAAUUUCCAAUUUGCGUCAUUUUGAUAUCUUCUGCUUGAAGAUUAUAGGUAGAUACAUUUUAGUUUUCUCUUUACAUCAUUCUUUGAUGGUUUUCCUGCAUUGUAGGCUCUAUUUCAAUACUUUGUACAUAUUUCAAUUCUUCUUACAAUUUGAACAAUGUAUAAGAAGAAUCUUUAUCGAAUUUGUACACUGUUUGUUAGUUCAAUGGAAUUUACUCGUUUGGGAAAUA
This is a messenger RNA of Lathyrus oleraceus (garden pea), 1307 nucleotides long. Its product is annotated as protein GIGAS CELL1. Gene Ontology annotation, cellular component: nucleus. The transcript is spliced from 2 exons. Lineage: Eukaryota; Viridiplantae; Streptophyta; Magnoliopsida; Fabales; Fabaceae. Gene Ontology annotation, biological process: negative regulation of ubiquitin protein ligase activity; regulation of nuclear division. The record is from RefSeq and is a predicted model, not a curated record. The coding region runs from base 243 to 953 and encodes 236 amino acids.